ACCGAGGCUAUUUUUGGCACACGCUUUUCGUUUGUAUUCCGUGAACCUGCUCAGCUGAUGUUGUGAUUUCUGGUGUAUUGAAUGCGCUCAGCCUCCGAAAGGAUGGAAGAGAGACGUUUUCAUCUCAUAGUGCGACUCAAGACACUUUUCUGGCUUCCGCAGUCGUAAUUAGUGUUUCUGAUUAGUGUUAAUGGCUAUGAUUCGCCCAAGCAACACGUACGGCUGUACGGGUGUUCUUGUCACACAACUUCAUUUCGAUGGUACUGUUGUGGACGGUCUACAACGCUUGAAAGCAAUUUUACGCCUACUGUCUUUCGGUGGUAUCAGCUAAUGAAAUUUAUUAUAUAAAUUUGACGGUGGCCUGUUCUUAGGCUGAUCGAUUUGGUCUCUGCAAGAGAGCGCAUAUCGUGCCUCAACUUUUGACUCAUUUGUCAGUCAGCGCCUUCGAGGAAACAUAUUGUGUUCGGCUGCAUCAGUCGAGGAACGUGGGGCGGUGCGCAGAGCAAUGCCAGUGCAGGCACCGCAAUGGACAGAAUUUCUGUCGUGCCCCAUUUGCUACCGGGGCUUUGAGGGCAGCGUGCGUCGCCCCGUGAGCUUGGGCUGCGGUCACACAUUGUGCACCCACUGCCUGGCCAAACUGCAGCGUCGCCAGUGCCCCUUUGACCAGAGCCCCAUUGCGGGGCCGCAUCCCCUGCCUGAGAACUCUGCCCUCCUGCGCCUGGUGGGAGCGGGGGGGAGCAACACCCUGUCUGCUCCGCAGGGUCUCGCUCCUCAUGAACGUUCCUGCUACAUGCGGGCUGUGUGCUACAUCGAAGAACUGGCGCUCUUCCUCAAGCCAGGCUCUCAAGUGUCUAAAGGCCCAGGCUCAACUAUCAAUGCAGGAGGGGGACUGAGCCGACCCAUGCAGCGCAAGCUAGUGACCCUCGUCCACUGUCAGCUGGCUGAAGCGGAGGGUCGUGCACGAGCAGCUCGGGCGGCUCGUUCCCUUGGCGACCGUUCGGCCACGGAGCUGCUGCUUCAGCACCAGAAUGGACAGCAAUUGUCGGCCCACCUGUGGGCUGCUGUGCGUGCUCGGGGAUGCCAGUUUCUGGGGCCUGCCAUGCAGGAAGAGGUACUGCGCUUGGUGCUCUUGGCUCUGGAGGACGGCUCGGCCCUCUCGAGGAAGGUGCUGGUGCUGUUCGUGGUGCAGCGGCUCGCCCCACACUUCCCACAGGCCUCUAAGACCUCUAUUGGACAUGUUGUACAGCUCUUGUACAGGGCUUCCUGCUUUAAGGUAUCCAAGCGGGAAGGGGAUUCUUCGUUGAUGCAACUGAAGGAAGAAUUCCGAACGUACGAGGCUCUUCGCCGGGAGCAUGACGCUCAAAUUGUGCAGAUAGCUACAGAAGCUGGGCUGCGCAUCGCCCCUGAACAGUGGUCCUCUCUACUUUAUGGUGACACAGCGCACAAGUCUCACAUGCAAUCUAUCAUUGAUAAGCUACAGACACCACAGUCAUUUGCGCAGAGUGUACAGGAGCUAGUGAUCGCUCUGCAACGUACAGGAGAUCCUGGGAACCUAUCCGUGCUUCGCCCACACUUCGAACUUCUGGCCAGCAUUGACCCUAGUCCUGAUGCGAGCGCUCCUUCGUGGGAAGAACUAAGCAAGGCGGUGGAGGCAGCAGCCACAGUAGUGCAGGGGCUCGCAGAGUUCCUGGGCUCUUUUGGGACCCGCGGAGGGAGGCUGCACCAUGAGGAAAGACCGGGACCUGGGCCUAAGUAUAAGACCAGCCUCUGUCGAGAUUUGGCACAGAGAGGAUCCUGCCCCAGGGGUCCCAACUGCACCUUUGCCCACUCGCAGGAGGAAAUGGACAGGUAUCGUGCAAAGAGCAAGCGAUCUCUGAGUGGCCAUCGUGGAGGAAUGCAGUCCCCAAACUUUUCAAAGUGCCAGGAAGUUCCACAUCUGGGCAUGCCUGGGAUCAAUCAAAACCAUCAUGUUUACCAUCCUGGUGACACCGGUUCAGCUGAAGGGAUCUACAUUAGUGAUGCUUCUUGCCGGGGUAUACUGAGCCCACUGGGUACACACGGUCUGAAUCCAGACAGUCCGGCCUUCCAGCCGUCGCCUCCUGCGUUCCCCGUAGCACUUCCCUUGGCCAUUCAGUUGCCGCCUUCACAUACUGACAGCAAGAGUUUCUUCACAGUCAGCCACUCUGAGCAGAUCAAGAAAGUACAAAAGAACCAGAACAUCGCCAGCCAGAGCCUAGCUGAACUGCAGCAGCGCAAAAAGGAGAUCAUAGCGAAGCUUGGCAGUUGUGAUAACGUCAGGGUAGAGGAGAAGGAGUUGGAGGGAUUUCCAUCUCCACAAUAUUCUCCGUGGACAUCUUCAAGUUUCUUCAAAUACAAGGCGCCAUCAGGGAGCAUGAGCAGCAGUACAAUCUCCACCGUCAGCUCGACUAAUGUUCAGUCGAGCGCUGAAACAUCGCCCUCUGAUGGGUCCAGCAAUGACUGUGAGGAUCACAGCACCAGGCGUGGUCCCCACUGUCCCUCGGAAGAAGACCCGCUGGUUCCGUUCGGUCCCCCUCUGGUGUCCAAAUAUGGCCCUAUCUCGCGCAGUGCCCGUGCAUUUGUGCGGGGUCCCGCACCCAUCCAGGUGAAUGCCAUCUCCCAAAUGGGUCAGCUGACGAGUCCUACCUCAUCGGUGAGGCAUCCGGUGCCAUCCGCCUCACCCGCACCAUCUCUCUAUGCACUCGGAGGCCAGGGUUUUGCAGUCCCAUUGGCCAUUUUCCCCCCUGUGGCCGAUCAGCUAAUUCCCCUGGGAGCUGUGGUUGAAGGUGCUGCUCCUGCAGUGGUGCUUCCUAUUAAAGCGCCUCAUCCUCAUGCACCGCUGGCCUUGGGGGAGGUCGCAUUUGCUGAGCCUUGGCCAUCACCAGUUAUGAGCAAUGGAAAAUCUGACGAGGACACCCUUCGUGAACGUCUUGAGCAAGAACUGCGGCUGGUCGAGCAAAGUAUAGAGCACAGAGAAAAAAUCAUUGCUCAGUGUGAAGACGACUUCGACGAACUGGCUGCCUCACCCAAAAUCAGGCAGCAGCAGCAGCAGAGGGCUGUUCCAACGUCCAUCGGACCCUGGUCACUGAGUCACCUGGAGCAGGAUGGUGACAAGUAUGAGGAUGGAAUUGAUGCUAUUGAAAGGCAUUGGCUCCAAGAACUUGAAAAAGAUGAGGAGAACAUUUGGAAACAGGACAAUUCUUCACAGGAUGGUUCUGACCAGAAGGAACCAGCCAUAUCAUCUACAUGAGGACUCGAGUCUGGUCGCCGAGAGAUGCACCGGAAGCCAUCACAUCGUAUAGGCCUGCGCACGCCUUCGGGCAUGUUAGUGUUCUUGCAUAUGGUCUCUGGUAUGCACAAUCACGUCCUAAGCAUCACUGUUGCCCGCCCUCCACGUUUCCACCCACUGUCUGUAGCCGUAACUAGUAGCGGCUGUAUGUUUCGACACUUGUUUUGAGAUUCGUCUUUGCCAUUGGCAUCCCACCAGUAUGUACACUGUAGAAAUGUUGUGCACCACACAACUCUUGUUUGUAGGAGCAGCGUUAGGGACGUGAUGUAUUUGUGACAUUUUACUGGGUCCAGCUCCAGGACAAGGAUUGGUAAUUUGUGUCCUGCAGGAUGUAUUGUACAGUGUCUACUUUUAGCAGUCACUUUUGCAGGUUGUAAUUUUUUAGGACUAUUUUGCAGAGAGCGAGGUUGCGUUUGGGCCGCCACGAAAUUUUGUUUCAGCGUUUAGAUAGCGUUUACCGGAUUUGUGAAAGUGACAGGUCUUGUGACGAUGGCAUUGUAAGUGCACGGAUAACGAAUGACUUUUUUUAUAUAAAAAUAGUAAACACGCCAUUUCACAAACUUGUUGAUUUGCUAUUCUUGCACUGCAGUAAUGCGUGGCUUUUCUUACUUGGCCAGUCGUUUGUUUAGAAAUUCUAAGUGUGUUUUAGCGUAGUAGCCCUUAGCCAUAGUUGGUUUGUUAUCAGAGUGCAGUUUGCUGCUUUUAAGUGCUGCCACCUUUUGUGGUAACCUGAAAACGCUUUGUCCUGUUGUGGAAAAACUUGCGAUUCCGAUAGUGAGUGCGGGAAGAACACAUGGACACAAACCAUGACCUACUAUAUUAUAACGACCAUGUCCCAGCGCCGCAUUUGGAAGCUAGCGGUGGCGCCACUCAUCGACCCGGUUAUCGCUUCCUCCAUUUCUGCAAUACUUUGUACUUUACCUUACCUUAGUAUUUUUGUACAAGCGGUGCAUGUCCCAUGGGAGAUGCUUCUUUCUAAAGCUGAUUAUCAUCAUCAUUGUACGCAUUUUCACAAGAGCUCUCGCUGUCGUCUGCUACGGUAGCUGUACGUGCGCUUCUGCGCGUUCAAAAUUCAAAUUUCCAUCGUCCAAUCACGAUGCAGAUCUCGUGGGUCGAUGAGUAGCGCCCCCUAGCGGAUCGUGCGGACGGGCUUCUCAUAGUGGUUGCCGAUUAUGACGUGGUCGUUAUAAUUUAGUAGGUCGUGACAAAAAAAAAAAAACUCUCAGUGGUGAGUGCUGUGUGCUUGUGUUGUCCUGCUACUCAGUGUCUGCGACGUUCCCUUUACCAACCAACCGAUCGCAGUAACGCAGUUAGUUUGUUACUUGAACCAUUUGCACUUUUUGUCCAAUGGCAGAGGUAUAUAAUUGAAGGCACGAAGAGCAAAAAUAAUUGCUGUCCACGUUUUGGUAAAGCGUCGUGCAGGUGCAGCAAAUGGUACUGACCCAUCUACAGUUAAUGGCUGUCUUUAUCUGUUUAUCUAUUUGUUGUACCCAAUAAUGUAAGUGAGCAUAAUGCAGGGGGACGUAAAACUGCCACGUGGCUGCUCAGCCCGCCUGGAUACGUAUUGAACAUCCAUUAGUUUGAAGUGAUGACUUCAACUUGAGCAUUGCCUUGUUCAGUAUCUGGACAGACACACACGCAAAUAUUUGUAGCAUGUGUAUUGAAAUGACCCAAGCGAAGGCACUGGGUAAAGGUCUCCCUACUGGUAUGACGGUGUGCAAUUUAUUCAUAAUAUUUAUGAGGUAACAGGUAUAGAGGAGAAAAUUAUGCCUUUGGCACAACCACGUUAACUGUCUUGGGCACGACAAACAGCGGAUGUGUUAGCAUUGUUUUUCCAGUGCUUUUGCUCGGCCAGCCAGUGGUGCCAGCCGCUUUGUUCUCCCAUUGGUUUUGUGAGAGAGUUAACUAAGUUCGCAGUACGUUGUGGAGAUAUGAGGGAUUAUUAUUGUUUCGUGUAAGGUCACGUGUAGUGGCUUCCCUUUAAUCACUUUUGCUUGCAAGUAGAUGUCUCUCUGACACUUUUAAGCCAUUGGUUGUGGUGCCUUCUUGAGAAGUUGCAGAUAGUUUGAGCACACAAAUGGUGCAACAGCUAGUCAGAAUGCUUUCGCACGAUUCAUUAAUUGUCUCCCCACUCCCCCCCGACAGGGUUUCUGGUUCCUGGUAACAUUCAAGCACUGCCAAUUAAAAAAUAGCUUCUACUUUGCUUCCGAAGAUCUCUGUUGGAGGGGCCACGGAAGUGCAGAAAUGCUCGCAAAACGAAAUGUGCCACUACUGGGGCCCAGAAUUUUAGGCAUUUGUAUAAAUGCCUAUAAACACCUAGAUACCACACUCUGAGGGUUGCCAGCCUCUUUAUCAGCUCUAUUAUAUUGUAGCCUUUUCUUAACAUUUUUCGAUGCCAUAACGGCCUUUUUUAGAGGUACAAGUUCAAGUGCACCUUUCAGUAUCAUGAUGCAUUUUGCUUUUCGUUCCUUUGUGUUCGCACCUUUUGUUCUCUCUUUUUUUUUUCUUCUCUCGUUUGGUUUCCUUCAGAACCCUGGGUUGCUACAAGGGGUUAAUGUAUAUUUGAUCAAAACAUGUUGCCUUUCUUGGCCUUUCGAGAUCUUUGAGGGCGGAAAACUAAAAGUAGUAUCCAAUGUCGCCUGCUUUCAUGCCACCUCAGCAUUCGUGUACAAGAACUCGAAGCUUGUACGGUACGGUACGGUACGGUACGGUAUCCUUUUUUUUUCCUGGAUGGACCAUUCUGAAGCAUCAACAAAGCCAAAGAGUGUACCAGGUUAACUUGCCUAUUUUUGUACUUUAUUGCAAUUUUACUGUUUUUCAGGGCCUGAUUGCUUGCCUAUUUUCAUCGUUUUUAAUGCCUACAUUUUCGGGCCCUAGCCAUCACAUUACAGCAAUACAAAAAGGAUUCACCCAUCGUGCCAUUCGUGGUUUGCGCACAGUGAGUGUCGCAAUUUACGCGUUCCCUACAGAGCGGCCUGUCGCUGCUCUCCUCAAACAAGCGUGAACUGCCGUUUCAUUUGCACGUAGGUUACGAAUGACUCAAUGCAUGAAUCUCGUCCCUUUUGAGUUGCUCUCGAGGUAACGGCAUCUUUUAUUCUGCGAGGAGAAAUCUUUGCACUUUAGUGUUCCCUUAAAAGAGUUGUGAGUCUUCUGUCUUAAGAAGAAGAAGAAGAGAAAAGGAUGGGAGAAUUUAAGCCAGAAGUCUGAAACAUGGGCUGCAAAGAACGUGUCCGUACAGGGCCGCAGUCUGUAUUUUCAGUGUCGGCCAUUGGAGUAUAUUGGCGCAUACAACACUGUGUUACUGGAAGCUCCGUUAUUGGAAGUACUGGUUCAGCUAUUCUGAGAUACUUCACAAUGUAUUUUCAAAGAGCGCAGCCAAUAAGGCUGCAGCUGAGUAAGCAACAAUGAGAUAUACCUCUAUAAGGAUCCUGACUUUGCUGAGUGCUGUUCAAGUUUAAUUGGGUGAACCAAAAUAUCUGCGUGAAUAACUGCAAAAAAAAACAACCAUAAAUAUUGUGACAGACCACUGCACACAGACGAAACCAACUGCAUGCCGUUAGCGGUCCUGUAUUGUAGUCAGCCGUACUGUUUUCAUUGUGCCAAGUUAACUAAAUAUGACUAGUUAAUCUUAGCUAGUUAGUGAAUGAGGCACAAUGAAGACAACAACACUGGCAAACCUUAUACACAAGUGACAAGUGGUAACAGCUUUCAGUUUUUCAAUGGCAUGGCGCCCUGAAUUGUUGUGGCACAGAUUAUCACCAAAAUCUAUCUAAAUCUCAUCUAGACAAUUUUGCUAAACAUAGCCAUCAGGAACCAGAAAUCCCAGCUAAGCAUAACCUUUUUUUUAAGUGAAGGAACGCGCGUGUACUGCAUUCCAAAACAAGCAUUAUAUCUUUUCCCUCUGUAUAAACAGAGCUUGUUUGAGGUGUGCUUUAUGUGUGGUGUUGUGAUGUGUGAAUGAAAGCAUGCAGUUCAAAAAGCAGAUUGUAACGUUAGAGCUUACGCUUGCCUUCAAGGAAGCCGGCAAAGUCUGUGUCCCACUGACCUGCUUUGAGGAGCAUUUUUCUCUGGUUCACAUUGGCGUGUUCUCGUACAUCCUGGUAUUCAUGUUUCGUGCUUCACUAGAGCCACACUCUUUUAGAUACCUCUAAAGCAGUGGUUCUCAAUUGAUGUUGUUUGAACCUAAGAUCAUCCAGGCACAACUUCAGGGAACCUACGACUACUACGCAAUGAAAGAGGCGAACUAGAUCUUGUACAAGAAAAUUGUUACUUUUCAUUGCCCGAGGUAUGCACUCAAGUUUCACUCAUGGGAGGUGAACAGCACCAUGUUUGCGGGACCUCGGGAUGGGAACCACUGCUCUAGAGAGAGACAUCCUACCAAAUAAUAAGUACGCAAAGGGUGGGUUGCUAUGAGUUUUGUAAAGCAAUAAGUGAUCAAAUUCAAGGGCUGUUAUCUUUAUAUUGACUUUUGCAUGGUUUCUGGUCGUGCAAACACUGCAGGGAGAACUUUGAACUCUCUUUUCAUUUCCACUCUUGCAUCCUCAAGGGUGAUUUGUUGCCCCCCCGAGCUCGACGUGUGUUAUUCAGUUCCGAGCGUAUCACAUUAAAUGUUACAGUCAUCAUUUAUGCUGUGUGUAUGGCAAGUCAAUUGGGCAUACGUUUCAGAAUUGUGCCACAGAAGUGUUACGGUACAGCUUUCGUUUUUGAAAUGCUGCCUGAACGAGGUACUGUUAAGCUUUUUCGACGUUUUAUCUGUGUUGGUGUAGACUUUCCUUACACACUUCAAGUAUCUUGUAAGAUUGUUGUAACCAAGCACGGGCCAAAAUGUUGCCUCUCUUCUUUUCCGUGUUAUUACUUUUUUUUUCAUCUUUGUGCAUCAUCUUCACAUUGUUGGCCAUAAAUGAGUUUCCAUGGACCGAUAUCAUUUAUUCCUGUCCGUAUGAAGACAGGAUUGUACGGUGGUUUCCAACUGUGUAUGCACAAAGGAACAUCUGUGAAGUGUAGCCCACUUGGAUGUUUAUGUAUGUACCUGGCUAUAUUACUGGAGGCCAUAUUAUCAAUUUCUGAGAAAUAUUAAGAUACGUGUUCUUAUCUGGACUUGUAUAUGUAUAAACAGAGUCCGGUCGAAGAGAAUUAUUCGGGCAGUAUGAUCGCCCUGCAUAAAUUUGUGCUGAGAUAAGUGUCUGAUAAGUAUCUGAUAAGUAUAGAAAGGUAGUGGCAGAGAAGCAUAUUUUUCGUUGCAGAAGUGGGAAUUCAUCGUGCCAGAUGGCAGCAGUUGUGCAAGAAUUGUUGCACGAUAUGUAGUCUUCACAUGUUUGGAAACAUGCUUGGAUAAGCUGAGAUGAACACGAUAGUAUUGUCCUGGUAGACUUUAAUGACCCAUAUAGAUUUUGAAUUCGAGUUAUGCACUGUGCUAGAGUACUACAAUACUUAGUCGUGCAAAUAUGCCCCUUGGGUAAGCAAAUACAGCUAACCAGUUCUGGCUGCAUAGAAGGCAUGGAGACUCCUUUCUUAUUCAGUUUGUGAUACUUAAAUUUGUCUGGAAUGUUGCAUUAACUUAUAUACUGUACCUCUUAUUGCAGUUAGUCUUUUAAAACAUGAUAAUUUCUUUAUACCAAAAGGAUGAAGUUCCAGUCAAAAGCAGGUUAUUUUGAAGCAAGAACGGAAAGCACAUUUGGAAAAAAGACACAUAUAGUAGUAUAGCAUCUCUGUGGAGUAUUGGGCACAAUACAGUUGGAUAAAUUUCGCUUGAACCUGUUGCCUCCAGAUCUUGCACAACCCCUGUCUGAUACGGCAUGUUUGAAUACCCCCCUAUGGCCUGAUGUGGCAAAGACGAUGUGACGUUCAGCGGGACUGUGUGACUUGUUCUCUGUUUAUACAUGUAUAAUAUAGUUCCCAAUUUUCCCUAAGUGGAAAAUCUAGCUAUUCUUGUUGAUUGCAAGCUGGAUAACAUUUUUGUCACUUUUUGUGGCACCUUUGACGUGGAAGCUCUUGUGACUUUGAGAAUGUUUUAUCUUGUGCCACGUUGUUUGUUGUCACAAGUGUACAAACACUUCCAAAAUAUUACAUUGAAGUAAAAUAAAAUACGGCUGUAGCUAUAUAUCAA
Messenger RNA from Ornithodoros turicata, 9413 nucleotides. RefSeq lists its product as uncharacterized. The coding region runs from base 506 to 3268 and encodes 920 amino acids. Gene Ontology annotation, cellular component: cytoplasmic stress granule. Lineage: Eukaryota; Metazoa; Arthropoda; Arachnida; Ixodida; Argasidae. The transcript is spliced from 17 exons. Gene Ontology annotation, biological process: ubiquitin-dependent protein catabolic process; nuclear-transcribed mRNA catabolic process, deadenylation-dependent decay; protein polyubiquitination. The record is from RefSeq and is a predicted model, not a curated record. Gene Ontology annotation, molecular function: double-stranded RNA binding; ubiquitin protein ligase activity; metal ion binding.